This is a messenger RNA of Clunio marinus, 696 nucleotides long. Lineage: Eukaryota; Metazoa; Arthropoda; Insecta; Diptera; Chironomidae. The record is from the annotation of a GenBank genome assembly.
AUGAGCGACUUUCCGCCAAUUUUAGAGUUAAAUGUUGGUGGAGUUCACUACACGACAAAACUUAAGACCUUGCUAAGUGAACCAAACACAUUGCUUUAUGAAAUGUUUACGGGAAAGCCGAAUGAUGUUACCAAAGAUGCCAAAGGAAGGAUUUUUAUCGAUCGAGAUGGAGUUUUGUUUCGCUACGUUCUGGAUUAUUUAAGAGACUCAGCCAUAUCAUUACCGGAAGGUUUCCGCGAGACUGCGAGAUUAAAGAAGGAAGCAGAACAUUUUCGACUGGAGGGAUUAACAAAAACUCUCAAUCAUAUUGCUGAAAACCACCAACCUGGUUGCAUUACAGUUGGAUAUCGUGGCAGUUUUCAGUUUGGAAAAGAUGGUUUAGCUGAUGUGAAAUUUCGAAAGCUUUCGCGGUUGCUAAUUUGUGGACGCGUCGCGUUAUGUCGCGAAGUAUUUGGUGAUACUUUGAAUGAGUCAAGAGAUCCAGAUCAUGGUGGACCCGAUCGUUACACUUCAAGAUUCUUCUUAAAACAUACAUUCAUUGAGCAAGCUUUCGAUAUGCUUCAAGAAAGCGGAUUCCGUUUAGCAGCGAGUUGUGGAUCAGGAACAUCUGGCUCUACAGGCGACUUGAAGCCUGGAGUUGAUUCCGAAGAAAACAGAUGGAAUCAUUACAAUGAAUUUGUUUUCAUUCGAGACUAA